Molecule: messenger RNA, 403 nt
Organism: Rubroshorea leprosula
Lineage: Eukaryota; Viridiplantae; Streptophyta; Magnoliopsida; Malvales; Dipterocarpaceae
Source: the annotation of a GenBank genome assembly
GACUUAAAAUCUCGAAGUUGCCUGAAAAAGCCAGCAUCAAUGGCGGAAAACCAGGCACGGGGCCUGCUCUUCCACAAAACGCUCUCCAAAACAAGCCAAGAUGCUAAGGGGAAACAAAUACAUGAAGAUUUUUUUCGAUUCUACCCUUCUGGAUUACGCUUGCUUUGCGCCUCUCCUUCCUGUGUACUUUUCAGGGGCUAUUAGCGAGAACGACUAUGCUGAUUGAAGUUUGACCGUUCGACGCUGGCUAUAUGCCACGCUAGAUUAAGGUUUACUGUUUAAUAUUAAAUUGUUUUUUUGAGACAACUUUUUUUUUUUUAACAUAUUUACAAGGGACGGUAUCGAAUUCAGGCCAAGGAAAAGGAGGAGUGUACUUUUUUUUCAAUAUAACUAAUGUCACUAG